CUGGCCCCUGCUUCUCCUCGGAGCGUCAGUGUCAUGACAACAGAGAAACGUGAUUUGAGUCUGAAGCUCAGACUCGGCGGCCGCUUCCUUCACGCGCAGGAGACAAACAGCUCCGGGAGACAAACCGGGAGCUGCUCGGUCCUCAGCGGGGAACCGGAGACCGACCGGAGACAAGCACCGACUCACACCGACACCGCUGCCCGCCUGAGAGCCGCCGGUGCCCAGAGGCAGCAUGUCUCUGUUCAAAGCUCGCGACUGGUGGUCGGCAGCUCUUGGCGAGGGCGAGGAGUUCGACCAGGGAUGCCUGUGUGUCGGAGAUGUGGACAACAGCGGCAGCGGACAUGAUAAAGUUGUGGUGGGCAGCUACAUGGGAAUGCUGCGGAUCUUCUUCCCACAUGUCAGUAAGUCCAGUGAGGCGGGUGUGGCUGAUGCACAGCUUCUGGAGGUCCAGCUUCAAAACGCCAUCAUCCAGGUGGAAGUGGGCAAGUUCGUCUCGUGUUCGGAGCUGCUUCACCUGGCUGUUCUCCACCCCAGGAAACUGUCCGUCUACUCUGUGUCAGGCACCGCAGGGAACGUGGAGCAUGGUGACCAGUACCAGUUGAAGCUGGUCUAUGAGCACAACCUGAAGAGAACGGCCUGCAACAUGACUUACGGCACCUUCGGAGGAGUUACGGGUCACCACUCCCUGUGUAUCCAGUCGAUGGACGGGAUGCUGAUGUUCUUCGAGCAGGACAGUUACUCCUUCGGCAGAUUCCUCCCUGGGUUCCUGCUGCCUGGUCCGCUGAUCUACAACAGCAGAACUGACAGCUUCCUGACCGUGUCCUCCGCACGCCAGCUGGAAAGCUACAAGUACGAGACUCUGGCCGUGGCCACAGAGGCAGAGAGUCGACAGGAUCCUGACCAGCCCGUCAAGACUGGAGGCAAGAGGCUGACACCUGACUGGAUGUUUGUCCUGGGAGAACAGGCCCUCGACCUCUCUGUGCCCUCCUUCUCACACUCCUCGUCAUCCAUCUUCGUCCUGGGUGAGAGAAACCUCUACUGUCUCCGAGACAACGGCCAGAUUCGCUUCAUGAAGAAGCUGGAGUUCAGCUCCAGCUGCUUCCUCCCCUACGCCUCAGUGACAGACGGCAUGACCAACCUGUUGCUAGGUAACCACACCAACAUGCUACUGGUUUACCAGGAUGUGACUCUGAAGUGGGUGGCCCAGCUCUCGUUUGUGCCCGUGGCCGUUCGCAUCGCCAACUUCCCGGAGUUGAAGGGAGUGGUGGUCAGUCUGAGUUCAGAGGGUCACCUCCUGUGCUCAUACAUGGGUACAGACCCCUCCUUCUUUUCCACACCCAAGGUGGACGCCAGGGAGGCCGACUAUGAGCAGGUGGACGCUGAGAUGAAGAAGCUACAGAAGUUCAUCAGAGAUGCCACAAGGACUCAGGACAUCCUCCCCAAACCUGAUGCUGAGGAGGACCUGACUUUGAAAGCUGCUGUGUCCUCCAGUGUGGACAGUCCAUCGCAAGCUCUGAUUCAAGAUAUCAAUGGUCUGCCCAUCCCUUCAGUAACCAUACAGGUGAAGGUGAAGGCCAGCAGCGUUGUGUCGUCCUGUAAACUGAGUGUUGCCGUUCAGCCUCCUCUGGCCGUCACCCAGGACCAGUUUGUCCUCGAGCCAAUGGGUGUUGGCUCCUCCACAGUUGUUAAGUUUUCGGCUUUCCUCAACGGCCGCUACCCCCCCGCUGAUCUCACUGGAGACAUCACUGUGUCCUACAGCUCGCCGACAGGAGUUCCCAGGGUUCUCCAGUCCAGGUUCAGUCUUCCUCUUCUGUUGGUGUGUGUUCCUUCCUCUCCGGCCAAAAGCACCAAGUUUAAGAUCACCGUGGAUACCAACCAGCCGCCUGUCGACCUCAACGCCAUCUUCCCGGAGUUUUCAGAGAAAUCAGAAGAUAAGGACGGGAAUACUUUGGCUUUGCAGUUCCUGUCGGGAGCCAAAGUUACUGUGGUGGCCUCCAAGACCUCCCAGCGUUACCGUAUCCAGAGCGACAGUUUUGAGGACAUGUGGCUGGUGGUGAAGGAGCUGGUUCAGAGGUUCGAUGAACAUUUCGCCAAACUGGGAGUCCAGGACUUCAAGAAAAGCUUCAGUGGACCGUUACCGCUGCAGGAGUACUUCCUGUCAGUCGACCGCCACUUCCAGCUGCGUGUCAGUGCUCAGCAGUACCAGGACCUGCUGUCGGAGCGAGCGGUCCAGUUCAGAGCCAUCCAGCGCCGCCUGCUGACUCGAUUUAAGGACAAAACCCCUGCACCACUGCAGAACCUCGACACACUGCUGGAUGCCACUUACAGCCAG
Molecule: messenger RNA, 2332 nt
Organism: Paralichthys olivaceus (Japanese flounder)
Lineage: Eukaryota; Metazoa; Chordata; Actinopteri; Pleuronectiformes; Paralichthyidae
Source: RefSeq, a predicted model, not a curated record